CGUGCCUUAGUUUGUUUACGGCUCAGUUCGCGGACGGAGAGGAGCCCGGAGGAAUACACUUUUUGGAGCGUUCCAGCAGCAUCGGCUUGUCCUGUGUAGCGAGUAACACCCAAGCCACUUCGAACACACACGCGCACCCAUUCUAUUUGCUACAUACGCGAGCACCAGAGAUGGAUAGUAAAACCGAGAAGGAACAUCACCAAGACAUGGAUAACGCCAGCAACAUGGACAUCCGCAGUGCCAAGGAAGAGCAGCUUACGAACUUCCCUCUUGGUGCGGUGCUGCUGGACCUCGAGGAGCGAGACCUGCCGAGCAUCGCCGCCCGGGUCGUGGACAAGAUGGUGGCGUGCGACCAGAUCCCCCCCGACCAGCGCGACGCCGUGGUCCGCAUCCUACUCCUCAGACACAAACACAUCCGCGAAAACCAAUCCUCCUUCAGGCUCCCCUCCCGAGGGUCGAAGUCCACGCUCAAUAGCAGCUCCGAGGAGAAGCUCCCUCACUCGCCUACGACCCUGAGUUUAGACGGUGGGCUGCGAGCCUCGGUGCGCAAGGCCGGCCUCUCCAACCUGUUCCACGUGAACACCUUCUCCGGCUUCCGGCGCCAGAACUCCAACGAGGAGACCAGCAACGGCGGCGUCCUCUCCAACGGCAGCGUGGCGAAGGACCCGAGCCCCGACGCCAAGGCCGCCAACCGCGAGGAAUCCUACACGCAGAUCGACAUCGAGGGCGAGGCCCAGCCGAAGGACAAGGGCGGCUCGAAGGACGACCUGCGUAGGAACAACAAGGACCUGCUCAAGAAGAUCCCCGAGGGCGCCGAGGCCACGGCUGUGCUCGUGGGCGCCGUAGACUUCCUCAAGCAGCCUACCAUCGCCUUCGUCAGGCUGGCUGAGGGCGUCAUGAUGGACAACCUGGUGGAGGUGCCCAUCCCCGUGCGCUUCAUGUUCGUGCUGCUGGGCCCCUUCCACGGCGAGAUGGACUACCACGAGGUGGGCCGCUCCAUCUCCACCCUCAUGUCCGACAAGGGCUUCCACGAGGUGGCUUACCGCGCCCACUCGCGCGGCCAGCUGCUCUCGGCCAUCAACGAGUUCCUCAACGCCUCCAUCGUGCUGCCGCCCUCCGACUGGAACAACAAGGACCUGGUGCCCAUCGACGACAUCCGCGCCAAGGCCAACCAGAUCAUGAAGAAGAAGGAGAGCCUCCGCUCCAAGCGCAAGCAGACGGACACGGCGGCCGUGACCCCAGCCUCCGCAGGCGAUGGCGACGGCGGGAAGAAGAGGCCUCCUCCGAGGGAUCCUCUCAUCCGCACCGGGAAGCCCUUCUUCGGCGUCCUGCAGGACAUCAAGACCCGCUACCCGCUCUACCUCUCCGACAUCAAGGACGGCCUCAGCGGGCAGGUGCUGGCGGCGGCCAUCUUCAUCUUCUUCGCCGCGCUCUCCGCCGCCAUCACCUUCGGCGGCAUCUACGGCGACCGGAUGGACAACUACAUCGGCGUGGGCGAGACGCUGCUCAUCUCCGCCGUCAACGGCAUCAUCUUCGCCCUCUUUGCCGCCCAGCCCCUGCUCAUCGUGGGCGCCACGGGCCCGCUCAUGAUCUUCGACAUGAGCUUGUAUUCGUUCUGCCGGUCGUAUGAGAUCGACUUCUUGGCCACGCGAGUGUGGGUGGGAAUAUGGAUGACCGUGACCGCCAUCCUUGUCACCGCCUUCGAGGCCGUGGCCGUCGUCAAGAAGUUCACGCGCUUCACGGAGGAAAUCUUUUCGACGCUCGUGUGCCUCAUCUUCAUCUACGGUGCCUUCGAUAAGCUGGGUGAGAUCUUCACCAAUCACCCUCUCCAGUCCAAGUACGGUUUCAAGGACAUCAACGGCACGGAAAUUGCGUCUGGCAUCAUCAUCAAUGGAACUCUCUACAAUGCAACCAACAUGGAGGACGAGGACGUGACAGCCAUCGAACCGGCUCAGCCCAACACUGCUCUCCUUUCCCUAAUUCUGAUGAUCAGCACCUUCCUCAUUGCCUUCAAGCUUAAACAUUUCCGUAACUCCAAGUUCCUCGGCAGAAGUGUACGUCGUGCUCUUGGUGACUUUGGUGUGCCCAUCUCCAUUGUCCUUAUGGUCACCCUGGACUACCUCAUCCAUGACACCUACACCGACAAGCUCACCAUGCCCGAAGGUCUCAGCCCAUCCAACCCAGCUAUCAGAGGCUGGUUGAUUAACCCCAUGGGAGUCACCAAGUCACUGCCCGUCUGGGUCAUCUUCCUCGCUGCUCCUGCCUCCCUGCUCCUCUUCUGCCUCGUGUUCCUGGAAGAGAACAUCUGCCACCUUAUCUUGAGCAAGCCUGAGAAGAACAUGGUAAAGGGAUCAGGUUUCCACUGGGAUCUGAUCCUCUCCUGUUUCAUCAAUUUUGUGUCUGGGCUCUUCGGUGCUCCCUUCAUGGGCCCAGCCUGCGUGAGAACUGUGUCCCACACUUCUGCUCUUACUGUCAUGAGCUCGACCCACGCCCCUGGAGAGUCUCCCAAGAUUGUGGGCGUUCUUGAGCAACGAGUUAGUGCCAUCAUUGUGUCAGUCUUGGUAGGACUGUCAGUGUUCCUAACAGCAGCUCUUAACCUUGUACCUAAGUCCGUGCUGCUAGGCAUCUUCCUCUACAUGGGUAUCUCUGCUACAGCUGGUAUUCAGUUCCUCGAGCGCACAAUUCUUUUCCUCAUGCCAGUCAAACACCAUCCUAACGUAGCUUACGUGAAGAAGGUGCGCACAUGGAAGAUGCAUGCAUACACCGGCAUUCAGCUCCUUAUGUUGGCAAUCCUAUGGAUUGUAAAGCAGUCUCCUGCUGCUCUCUGCUUCCCAUUCGUGCUCAUGUGCCUCAUUCCUAUCAGAUUGUACCUUCUUCCCUAUGCAUUCAGUGGAGUUGAGCUCAAUGCACUUGACGGAACUGAGGCUACAGCCACUGCAAACAACGAUGAUGAGGAGCCUGACUUCUUCGAGGAAGCUCAUGACUUGCCGACAUACAUUGACCACCACCACCAGAACUGAGUGCCCCCUCCUUUGCACAGAAGAUCAUCUCUGUUCUGCAGUAGAUCUUUUCAAAGGAAAGAAAAACAAGGCAAACUGGUUAUGAUUAAGUAGGCUUUUAUUUUUUAGAAAAGGAAGAAUUUGUUUUCUUUCUAAUUUUUUAUUUAAAUUUCUCCAUAUGUAUAUAUAUAUCCUCAGAAUAUAGUACUUUGUGUCUUUUAAGUGAUUUUCUUAAUUCUGAGAAUUGGAAAGUAAUUGGGGAAUUUAUGGUACUUACAGAUAAUAGAAUAUUGUGGAGGAUUUAGACAAACAGCCAUGAUUCAGUGUAAAUUUUAUGGCUUUUUAGUCAGUUGUCCAGGUUUUAUCAUCAUUAAUUGUUGAUGGAAUAGCUGUGUAUAUUCAAAGGAGGAUCUGAACAUGCUGUGCAUGAUGAAUUUAUUGUCCUCUCGUGAAGGAGAAAUAUAACUUAGGGAGAUUGAUUGUUUUGCUGCUUUCCGUAUAAUAGUCAUCUCUUUUUUACACUUGUAGUGAAGACUGGAAUGAAGUUCAACAUGUGAUUAAUAUUUCUAUCCAAGUAUUUCAAGUUGAUUUGACAGAAUUUUACUUUUAAAGCUUAUUAUUCUUAGCUGGAGUAUUUUAAGUCACUUAACCAGACCCAGUGAUGGAUCUGUUCACAGUUGUGAAGGGACAGUACAAGACUUUUAUCAUUCCACAAUAUGGUGCUGAAUAAACAUAUAGGUGCUUUAGUAAAACAUCUUUUCUGUGAGGAAGAGGCUGUAAGCUGUUUAGAUGCUCCGUCCAUCAGUAUUUAAGGUGAAGAUGUUAUUUUUCCGGAUGAAAAGCAAUUUGCUCAAGUUAGUUGGUUUUGCAGAAAAAUUAAUCAAAUGUUCCAUUAAUGUUGAGAGGCUGAUGUAAUCAGAUAUUUAUGUGAUAUGAUUAUCUAAUUUUUAUUAUUCAUAAUCUUCAAGCAUUUGUAGGGAUUGUGCAAGUUCAGUACUCUAAUCCUGUUAUAAGGCCCCAAACUGCAGCUGUUUAGUGAAUCCAUUUAGACACCAAAUAGCGACCAAGAGCACAGCCUAACUUCCCAUAGCUCUUGCUUGUUCUUUAGUGUCUAGCAGAGGCAUUGGCUUGCAAGAAAUUAAUCUGCAGAAUCUAGUAUCCAGGGAGGCUGGGACUGUUGUGGGUCAUUUUAUUUAUAUUUUUCUUUUUUGAGAUCCGACAUUCCUAUCCAUUAGUAAUAUAUCACUCAAGUGUUGGCUUCAAGACACCUAUAACUAUGUAAUAGUAGUUGUUAUUGUGUUGUGGGCUGUAAAUGUAUUGCUUUUGUUUCAUCACAUUUCCUUGUGCCAAAUUUAUUAAUGUAAUUUUUCAUGAUCUUUUUUUUUUGUUUUUUUAUCUAUUUUGAUUUGAAGAACUAUAGUGACCUACAUGUACUCAAUAGUGGGUUAGAUAAUUGCAUUGAAAUUUUUAAGGUGACGUGCCUUGUUUAUUUUUCAUCAUUUUGUACAUUCAUGCAGUACCCAUUAGCAUGUUUCAUUUACUUCUGUUCUAAUUUUAUAAAUAUAUAUGAGCUGCCAUAGCUUCCUUUGUAUCUAGUUUGAGUUCUCCAUUUUCAUCACACUUUCUGUGGUUAUUUUAUUUAUAGCUAACAAUUGAACAAGCUCUGUUCUAAGGGAACAAUGGGCUUUUCUUUAACCAGCAGAAUUUUGUGAUGAAAAUGCUCCAACUAUUGGGAGUAAAUCUGUGAUGUGAAAUAGAGAGUAUCCAAUGUGUGUGUGUGUAAAUAGUACAUACUUUUUUUGAUGUAUACCAUGUUUGUCCAGACUGUCUUUACAUUAUAGUGUUGCCUCCAUAGAUGUCUGUAUAUAGAUAUAUAUAUUAAUGUGAGAUAUUUUAUCUCAACAAAAGGUAUAAUAAACUUCACAGGUGAAAAAAA
This is a messenger RNA of Penaeus monodon (black tiger shrimp), 4935 nucleotides long. It is a transcript of the gene Ae2, whose product is annotated as band 3 anion transport protein-like. The record is from RefSeq and is a predicted model, not a curated record. Gene Ontology annotation, biological process: bicarbonate transport; transmembrane transport; monoatomic anion transport. The coding region runs from base 171 to 3020 and encodes 949 amino acids. Lineage: Eukaryota; Metazoa; Arthropoda; Malacostraca; Decapoda; Penaeidae. Gene Ontology annotation, cellular component: plasma membrane. Gene Ontology annotation, molecular function: solute:inorganic anion antiporter activity; monoatomic anion transmembrane transporter activity. The transcript has 14 exons.